This is a messenger RNA of Drosophila montana, 2223 nucleotides long. RefSeq names its product solute carrier family 25 member 32. Gene Ontology annotation, molecular function: FAD transmembrane transporter activity; folic acid transmembrane transporter activity. Gene Ontology annotation, biological process: nucleotide transport; folate import into mitochondrion. The record is from RefSeq and is a predicted model, not a curated record. The transcript is spliced from 5 exons. NCBI's taxonomy places the organism in Eukaryota, Metazoa, Arthropoda, Insecta, Diptera, Drosophilidae. Gene Ontology annotation, cellular component: mitochondrion. The coding region runs from base 757 to 1728 and encodes 323 amino acids.
AUUCGUGUUUUCCUCGUCGUUCGGUUGAGCACACAGUGAGGGCGCACCGUAAGAAAAAGCCACAAAUUAAAUUGUGCACGCGCAUUCAAAAAGAAAAAGAGAAUAAGUCUAGCAUUAUUUAAUCGCCUUCACGUGUAUUUUGCAAUAGUGAAAUAAUACAAGCAAGCAGCAGUCCAAACGUGGCAUCAAGAGAAAUGCAUAAGGCAUUACAUAAGCAGCUUUUAAAAUAAUAAUCGUUUAAUGAAAACGAAGCAGCCGCGUUCGUCUCACUUCAGAUUGAAAUAUAUUUCAUCAGCCAAAAACAAUUUCUGUGCUAAAGCUGCAGAGUAGCUGUAAGAAAAUUGAAAAAAACCAAAAAAAAAAAAAAAAACUUGAACUGAACAUAGUCUACAGUUGAUUUGCCAAAAAGAGAGAGAGAGAGAAAAUAUGUGCUCGGUAACAAAACAAAGGCAGAAAUGUAUACGCAGUAGCAGCAGCAACAACAACAGCAACAUUAGCAGCAGCAGCAGCAACAGCAGCAGACAAAAAAACUCAGCGCCUAGCAACAAGACAAAUUCAACCCGAAUUGCGGCCAUGUGUAACGAGUUUCUCUGAUUUUCCAUAGAUCAAACAAGCAGCUAUAAGCCAAAGAUUGUAAAUAAUACAAUACAUACAUACACAUAUAUAUACAUAUAAAUAUAUAUAUAUAUACCUACGAGUAAAAGAGAAAGAGAGAUAAUUGUUAAUUGAACGAGUGAAACGCACAACACAAGAAAGAUGAACGCAAACGCAGCUCCUGCGAGCAGCCCACCCAAAUUCAAUGUGUUUGCCCAUGUCAAAUAUGAGCAUCUGGUUGCCGGCGUCUCUGGCGGCGUUGCGUCCACGCUUAUCCUGCACCCAUUGGAUCUCAUCAAAAUACGCUUUGCUGUCAAUGAUGGACGCACAGCGACGGUGCCGCAAUACCGUGGAUUGGGCAGCGCGUUUACCACCAUAUUCCGGCAGGAGGGCUUCCGUGGCCUGUACAAGGGCGUAACACCCAAUGUCUGGGGCUCCGGCUCCUCGUGGGGUCUCUACUUCAUGUUCUACAACACCAUCAAGACGUUCAUUCAGGGCGGCAAUACGACCAUGUCUCUGGGUCCCGCCAUGCACAUGCUGGCCGCCGCCGAAUCGGGCGCCCUCACGCUCCUCCUAACCAAUCCCAUUUGGGUGGUGAAGACGCGCCUGUGCCUGCAGUGCGACACGGCGAGCAGCUCCGAAUAUCGCGGCAUGGUGCAUGCCCUGUCCGAGAUCUACAAGACGGAGGGCGUGCGUGGCCUAUACAGAGGCUUUGUGCCCGGCAUGCUGGGCGUCUCCCACGGCGCCAUACAGUUCAUGACCUACGAGGAGAUGAAGAACGCCUACAACGAAUACCGCAAGCUGCCCAUCGAUACCAAACUGGCGACCAGCGAAUAUCUGGCAUUUGCGGCGAUAUCGAAGCUGAUUGCCGCCGCGGCCACAUACCCAUAUCAGGUGGUGCGAGCGCGUCUGCAGGAUCAUCAUCAUCGCUAUAGCGGCACCUGGGACUGCAUUCAACAGACUUGGAGAUACGAGGGCGCCAUUGGCUUCUACAAGGGUCUCAAGGCGAACCUGAUACGCGUGGUGCCCGCCUGCAUGAUCACGUUCCUGGUCUAUGAGAAUGUCUCGCAUUUCAUGUUGGCACAAAAGAAACGCCGGCAGCUGGAGCUGUUGACGGUUAACAAUGAUAAAUGAGCCUGAAAUUUCGGGGCUGAUUUUUAAAAGCAAUACUAAAAUGUCUUAUGCGCGCACAAACCACAUUGUUUUAAUCGGACGAAUAUGUUGACCAUUAGCUCCAUUUCGAACAUUUCUAUUAGCUACUUCUGUUUUAUAUUUAUUACCUGUUAAUAUUAUUUAAGUGUCUUGUCAAUUACUAUAAAACCUUAACUAGGUAGAUUGUUUAGGCCUUCUGCUUUAAUGUACAACUUACGUUUAUGGAAACGAUAUUCCUGCGCAAAAGCAUUGUUAUAUUUAGAAAGUAGCUUAAGUAGACAUCGGCGGUAAUAGAAAUAACAUUUAAUUUCUAUAUCUGCCAAAAAAAAAGGAGAUUGAAAGAAUUACAAGCAUCUACUUUUAUGCAAAACGCCAGUGAUAACCUCGCAGUGAAAAUGUGCAUUGUAUCUAUACAAUGAAAACUAAUUAUAAGUUAACAAAUGGCUGUUGAGAAUAUAAAUUGUUAUAACAUCACAA